AUGUUCGGUGCUUACAUUCGACAAGCCGGCCUCUGUAUCAAACUGAGCUCAACUAUUAAAUUCAUCCAAAUACAAGUGAAACUUCCAUCCAUCCGUCAAAGCUCAUCAGUACCUCAGUCUUAUUCGCAUCGACUCCCUAAGUUGUUCUUCCAUAACGCUUCCUGGAAAAGUGCAGGCAUUGCAGGUUAUCAUUCGACAGACACAGAUAUGGUGCCCCCAAAGGCUUGGUUCAAACUCUUGUACCCUGAAAGUGACUGGGACAAAGUUUCGUUGGAGGAAGUUGAAGAUGUGACAGACCUCAAGAAGGCAAUCAAGAAUGAAUCGCCCCGUAAACUUGGUGCUUUUGAUAAUAGUGACCUCACUCUCAGUGCCACAGUGAAAGUUGAUGAUGCUAGUCAAGCAAUGAAAUUGGAUGCACGAAAAGGUCUUGCUUCGAUUCUCAAGGACUUUGAUGUGAGGACCCUAGAUGAAGAUAUUAAUAUUACUUCAGUCCAUAAAUCCUUUGCUGAAAACAUCUGGCUUUUUGUCACUGCUCCUGCUGCUCUUCUGUCAAUACUUGUGAAGCAGGAUAUCACCUGUGUUUUUCCCAAUGGUAUGGAUUCAGCAAUGUCUAAAUACCUGUUUUCAUCAUUAGCCUUUGCCCAUAGCUUAUUUUUCUUCUAUACAGCAGUCAAAUGUCUGGGUGAUGAAGAUGAGAAACUAAAGAACAAGCUCCAGAAUGCCUGGGUAUUCCAUGUCAGCCUUGAAAAUGGCUCCGGCUUGAGAGUAGAUGAACCAGAUCCAUUCCGAGCUAUUGGCAAUCGAAUGCUUCUGCAACUUUUCCCAGGGAAAGAACUCAAGCACAUCAUUGACAGUUAUGAAGCACCAGAUCCAUGGACAGUUUUGGAAUUGGUUGCCAAACAUGAGAAACAGGAGCUGAAGGAUGCUACAAUUAUUGUGGUUGUGGAUGGCAUGCAGAAUCUUAUGGCCUCAUAUGAGGAUGGGCUGAGGGCAGAUUCUCGGUUUUACCGGACCCUGACAUCUAUUGGCGAUCUUGCACAUAAAGGUGCUUUUCUACUCCCCUGCUGCACAGCAACAAUCUCUCGCCCAUUUGAGUAUGGCUUGAAACCCUCCAUUCGAAAACGCAUAUUUCUACCAGUCAUUUCCUUGAAAACUCCCUCUAUCCUUCAAGAUGAUGGUACCAAGCAAUUGAUCUUUAAAGAGGACAAUACCAUUAUGAAGCUCCUUGAAGGAGACUGUGGUGGGCAUGCAAGGGCUGUCGAACUUCUAUGGAAUCUUUCAAAGGGACUUGACUUGGACAAAUGUAAUGUUGGUGGUUUGAUGCGCACACUGCAGAUUAAGAUUGUCAAACUUUAUAAGGGUGCCUUUCCCAAUAAUGAUGAGGUUGAAGCUAUUGCACGGGCAGUAUUGACUCACCAACGCUUGGCAAGCAACAAGUAUAUUCCAAAUACACAAAAAUUUCCUGAUCAAGUCGUUGAACCUGGACUUAUUCGAUAUGAAAAAAAUCAUCACAAUUACGGAUAUCUCCAUAUGCCAUAUAUAUGGCUCUGGGCGAUAGCAGAAAAAGCUGGUGGGGAAUCAAUUCUUCCAGGUUGGAGAUUUGAUGACUAUGAUGGACAUCUGGCCAAAGAAGAUCAGACAUUGCCCUCAGGCUGUUCUUGGGAAAAUUUUGAAAAAUUCAAUGCAAGAUUCCACAGCAUGAAGUCCUUUGCUCAAGAAGAAAACCAACCACCAAAUGAUGCAAGAACCUAUGCCCAAGCUACUUCCCAACAAUUGAAUCAUAAAACUAAUCUUCUUUCCCAAUAUUCUUCUUCCACUCCUUUGUUGCAACCUAAUUCUCAGUCUACAUCAUCUAUGCUUCCUACCACUACUACACAAUCUACAUCUUCUAACCUAGUCUUUAUUGAUGAAACACUCACUGCUAUGGAAUCUGUCAUGUCUACAUCUUCAGAAAAAUCUGAUAAUGCCAAUUGUUUUGAUUCUGAGAUGACUCUGAAUAGUAAUUAUGAAAAUACUUAUGAAAAUACUAACAACCUAAAUGUGAAUAAAACUUCAGAUGUUCAAACCAGCAAUGAUACUAAACAUAAUGAUGAUAACUCUGAUACUAACAUGCAAACUGAUACUAACAUUGAUGUUAUCAAUUCCUCUCAUUUAUCUCCCAAACUCUCUUCCUCUGCAUCUCUUAACUAUGCUCCCCUGUCCUCACAGAAUUCAGAUCCAAAUGACACUAAUUCUUUUCACACAGUUACAAGAUUGAUGACA
Paraglomus brasilianum is the source of this 2262-nucleotide messenger RNA. The record is from the annotation of a GenBank genome assembly. NCBI's taxonomy places the organism in Eukaryota, Fungi, Glomeromycota, Glomeromycetes, Paraglomerales, Paraglomeraceae.